Messenger RNA from Priceomyces carsonii, 4065 nucleotides. RefSeq names its product Lrg1p (gene LRG1). Gene Ontology annotation, molecular function: GTPase activator activity. Gene Ontology annotation, cellular component: cytoplasm. Gene Ontology annotation, biological process: small GTPase-mediated signal transduction. Bases 1 to 4065 code for a protein of 1354 amino acids. NCBI's taxonomy places the organism in Eukaryota, Fungi, Ascomycota, Pichiomycetes, Serinales, Debaryomycetaceae. The transcript has a single exon. The record is from RefSeq and is a predicted model, not a curated record.
AUGAUGCUGCAAUCUACUGAUUUUACUAGCCAUCAAGAGAAGAAUAUUCAGCCAAACAAGAAAGAAUUCAUAUCUAUACAGAGCACAAAAUAUGGCCAAAACGUUGAAUCGAAAAUGGAUGCUAUGAAUAUUGCAAGCAGCGAAGGCAGAAGGUUACCAAAUACUGGAGCAAGGUCUCCCUCCCCUUCACGGUCUCCAACUCCAAAACAGCAUUCCAAUAUUCUCCCAUAUCAACAUCUUCGAAGUCGCAGUUACGGUCAAAGUCCACUGCCAAGCAAGUCGUAUAAACACCAACAGCAAACGUACUUCCCACAUUAUCAUAACAAAGCGAAACCGACGCACACUCCACAACAAAAGCCUCCACAGAGUCCUAACCCCAACUGGACUGCAUUGAUUCCACCAAUGCCAGCUUUCCCUUCUCCUUCAUAUCAGCGAGAUUCUUCAAAACUGAGUAGUUCUAAAAACCCACCGAACUCGACAAAUCAUGUCUCAAAGAAUACUGGUAGCAAUUUAUAUAAUCCAAAGCCAUCUCAAAGACAUUCAAUUGCAUAUUCACCUUCCGGAUCCAUGACUGACAUCGACAUAAGAAAUUUUCAAAGUUCUGGAUCGAUUCCAAUUUCAAAUUCGCCUUCGAGGCAAGCGCCUCCUAAUCCUCCACCUAUGGCUCCGACUAGCGAAAGACCCCCUAAUACCGACGUCGUCCCACGAGGUAAUACUAAAAGGAAAAAGAUUUGUAAGAAGUGUGGAUUAGAGAUCACUGGUCAGUUUGUUCGAGCUCUUCACAAUGCAUUUCACGUUGACUGCUUUUGUUGUCAAAAAUGUGGGAAGCAAUGCUCAGCAAAAUUUUUCCCAUAUGAAGUCACGGAUAGCUUGAAUGGAAGCAAGAGUAUAGUGGCGCUUUGUGAAUAUGACUACUUUAAGGAGUUAGACUUAAUCUGUUUCAGUUGCAACAGCGCUCUACGAGGGCCCUAUAUUACGGCUUUGGGUAACAAGUAUCAUUUGGAACAUUUUAAAUGCGCUGUCUGUCAAAAGGUUUUCGAAUCUGACGAGAGUUAUUAUGAACAUGACGAUGAGAUAUAUUGCCAUUACCAUUAUUCAAAGCUAUAUGCCACCCACUGCGAAGGAUGCCAUUCUUCAAUUGUUAAACAAUUUGUCGAAUUAUUCAGAGGGGGGCGGAAUCAACAGUGGCAUCCUGAGUGCUAUAUGGUGCAUAAAUUCUGGAACGUCUGUAUAACGGUAGACUCUGUUGGUUUGCAACAAUUGUUUGGAAUCUCAAUGUCGACUAUGAGCUUAAGAAACUUGAAAGAAUCAAAUAUAGAUGGUAAGUUGUUACUUGCAGUUGAACAGCAAAUUGAAAAUGUUGUCAUGAGUUGCUGGCUAACUUUGUCCGGAUACGAAGAGGUUACUGCGUCUGGAAUUAGCGACAUGCUACUUAACGCUUGUAUUGGCAACCAGAAAAGUGGGUUAAUGGCAACAGGCAAGUUAAUUUUACAUAUUGAGGUUUUAUUCCGUGCGAUUGAUUAUGUACAAGAUGCGUGCCAACAGUCUAUUGGUCUUGUCCAACAGCCUGAUGAUCUGACUUCGUCACUUGAUCAUGAUUUUUUUCAACCAUUGAGGAAAGAGCCCAGAAAUAUAUCAGGGAAAGUUAUGAGUUACUUGGCUAUCCUAAGAAAGUCAAAUCAGUUGGCCACUUCUGGUAGCUUAUCUGCCGAAUUGCUAUCGGUUAUAACAGGCUGUGCUCAUUAUUUGAAAUUGUUGAUAAGAAUCGGAUUAAACAAUGCUUUGAAGAUUAAUAAAUUGAAGGGCUCUACUGUCGCAUCAGAGAAGUUUUUAGACCUCGUCAAGAGGUACGAAGUUAUCAAUCACGCGAAGAGUGCUAUUGAUGUUGAAGAAACUAAUUCUAAAGAUGGUAGAAAAUCGAGCAAAAGUUCGGACAGUAAGGCAAUUGGCAAUAUCAUUGGUAAUGUUAGCGAAUCGCCAAAUUAUCUUGACUAUCAAGGCUUAUCGAUACCACCUAAUUCUACGGAUGCAUGUUAUGCUUGUGCAAAAAGUAUUGAGAAAUCUUGUUUGAACUUUGGUAACAUGAGAUGGCACUUGAAGUGCUUUAAAUGCUCUAAAUGCAAUAAGGAAAUACCAGUGAAUGAAGCUAGCAAUGCAUCAUUUAGUCUUACGGACAUGACUAUCAUAUGCGAAAAUUGUUUUGACAAUGAUUCCAACGCACAGAAAGGGUUUGAAUUAGUUAGUAACUUAUCACAAUUGAUAUAUCUUUUGAAGAUUGCUUUUUCACGCUCUAAAUCAGUCAUGAAUAUACCUUCUACAUUGCCUUCUAAGAUCGAGGCUAAUGAUGAGAAAGGCAUGACACCGAUUAAUGAAGACGAGAGGGACUCAACCAUGAUAGAGGAUGAUUAUUCAAAAACAUUAAGGGAUGUUACGCGAUUGAGAACCAGGCGGCAGAGUCAGAAAUUAUCUAGCUCAAUAAAGCAGAACGCUAGAAAAUCGGUCAUACUAGAGGCACCCGAGGCUGAUAAAGCAAAAGAGGAUGUCACAAUCGAUAAAGAUUUAUCUGAUAAUAAUUUAGAGGAAUCGCAGAAUAGAAAAGCUAGCGUAUCUUCAAAGAUGUCAUAUAGUGCUGAGGGUGAAAAUGAUCAGUUCAGAGUUAAAAACUCCUUAAAAAUUAGAGAUGAGCCGAUAAAGCAGCUUACAAAUAGUCAUCUCGAUAGGACGUCAGACUUACUACAAAAUGAAAAAUCAUUGACAUUGGAUGAUAUUCCCAGAAUUGUUGCCGCUGAGCAAGCUCGUGAACAAAGGCCUAACGCAUUCAAACAUCAUAAUUCAUUGUACCAGAAACAGAAACCUAUGCAACCAGUCAAGGCUGCUUCGGUCUCUGCGGGUGGUAUUCCAGAUUACAUUCAGAUUACUUCAGAGUCUCAGGAUCCUACAACUUCCUCAGGAACUGCCGUUACAGCUCAAAAGUCUAAAUAUUAUUCUGAAUUAACCAAAUCGGAGCAUUUCAUUUUAAGACACAUUGCGAUUGAAGCUAUAAUUGAAACACGAGAUAAAAACCUUACUACAGACGAAUUGUUACCUCUAAUCCAAACCAGAAAGCUGCCUAACUUUUGGGAUAAAUUCAAGUUUGGAGGUAACGAUCCAAAACGUUAUAAAAGUUCACCUGUGUUUGGAAUAGAUAUCCAAGACUUGACGUCAAGGUAUGGGGUGGAUUCUGAUCUAGGUGUUGGUCCUUCAAAGCUUAGAAUACCGAUUGUUGUAGAUGAUAUCAUCAAUGCCCUUCGACAAAAGGAUAUGUCUGUCGAAGGUAUUUUCAGACUAAAUGGUAACAUCAAGAAGCUAAGAGAAAUGACAGAUCAAAUCAAUAAGAGUCCAUUGAAGUCUCCCGAUUUUAGCAAUCAAAGUGCUGUUCAGUUGGCUGCUUUAAUGAAAAAAUGGUUGAGGGAGCUUCCAACUCCUUUAUUGACCUAUUCGCUUCAUGAGCUAUGGAUAUCAUCUCAAAGAGAAAAAGAUACUAGUAAGUGCAAACGAAUUUUACAGCUCACGUACUGCAUGCUCCCAAGGAGUCAUAGAAAUUUGGUCGAAGUGCUAUUAUACUUCUUUAGUUGGGUUGCUUCAUUCGCUGAGAUCGAUGAUGAAACGGGCUCUAAAAUGGAUAUUCACAAUCUAGCCACCGUGAUAUCACCUAAUAUAUUGUACUCAAAACAAAGUUCAGCAAAUGAUCAGGUACCUCAGUCUGGAGAAACCUAUUUCCUCGCAAUAGAAGUCGUUAACCAAUUAAUUGAGCUACAUGAAGAACUCAGCAUUGUACCGCCAGAUUUGUUAGAAUUUUUUGAGAAAUGUGGCUUCCAAAAUAUGAAGACGGACAAUAUUUCUACAAAGGAGAUUAUGAAUAUAAUCGAUAAGACUUUAAAGAAGUAUCCAAAUUUUUUCCAGAAUCAAACAAGGGCUAAGAUAGGAUCAGAAAAUCAUUUCAAUCAACAUGUCCGAAGCAAUACUGUUGAAAGAGGUCACUCUAAAGUAUUCAACGAAUCCCAUGGUGAAUCUUGGGUUGCCUGA